CACGCAUGCGCGUGGUUUUAAUGUCGGAUGACUGUUCAACGCAUGUUAUUGCGAUAGCUGGCUGGUUUAAUAACGUCAGUUACCAUGAAAAGCAGAUUUAAUACAGUGGAUAUAAGGGCUGUCAUCGCCGAGAUCAAUGCCAACUUCCUUGGUAUGAGAGUGAACAACAUCUAUGACAUCGACAAUAAGACUUAUUUAAUCCGUCUGCAAAAGCCUGACUCCAAGGCUGUGCUGUUGCUGGAGUCUGGAAUACGCAUUCACUCAACAGAGUUUGAAUGGCCCAAAAAUAUGAUGCCCUCUGGCUUUGCCAUGAAAUGCCGAAAACACCUGAAGUCCCGGCGGAUGGUGAUGGUGAGACAGCUGGGAGUGGACAGGAUCGUGGACCUCCAGUUUGGCUCAGACGAAGCUGCCUACCACCUGAUAAUUGAGCUUUAUGACAGGGGAAACAUUGUCCUGACAGACCAUGAGUAUAUGAUCCUGAACCUGCUGCGUUUUCGCACGGCUGAAGCUGAGGAUGUGAAAAUCGCAGUUAGGGAGAGAUACCCUGUAGAGAGCGCCAGGGCCCCAGAGCCCCUUAUCAGCCUGGAAAGGCUCACUGAAAUCCUGUCUAGUGACACUAAAGGAGAGCAAGUGAAACGGAUCCUCAAUCCACACCUUCCAUAUGGGGCCACCCUGAUUGAGCACUGCCUGAUAGAGGUGGGCCUCUCUGGCUUUGUGAAAUUGGACAGCCAGUUUGACAUUGCUCAAGAUGCUCUGAAGGUUCUGGAAGCUCUUCAGAUGGCAGAAGAGUACAUGGAGAAAUCAGCAAACUUCAGUGGGAAAGGCUACAUUGUCCAGAAAUGUGAAAAGAAGCCAAGUUUAGCACCAGACAAGCCUCCAGAGGAUUUGCUUACGUAUGAGGAGUUCCACCCCUUUUUGUUUGCCCAACAUGCCAAGAGCCCCUAUGUGGAGUAUGAGUCGUUUGACAAGGCAGUGGAUGAGUUCUACUCGAAGAUGGAGAGCCAGAAGAUUGAUGUGAAGGCCCUUCAGCAGGAGAAGCAGGCUCUGAAGAAACUGGACAACGUGAGGAAGGACCAUAUGCAGCGACUGGAGUCAUUGCACCAAGCCCAGGAGGUGGAUAGGGUGAAGGGUGAGCUGGUGGAGAUGAACCUAGCCAUGGUGGACCGGGCGCUGCAGGUAGUGCAGAGUGCGCUGGCCAACCAGGUGGACUGGACAGAGAUUGGCCUGAUUGUGAAGGAGGCCCAGGCCGCCGGUGACCCUGUGGCGUGCGCCAUUAAGGAGCUGAAGCUGCAGACCAACCACAUCACCAUGCUACUGCGGAAUCCAUACAUUGGCUCGGAUGAGGAGGGAGAAGAGGAGGAGGAGGCGGAGGAGGAACCAAACGAGAGUGAGGGGCAGAAAGGGAAGAAGAAGAAGAACAAGAACAAAGUUCAAAAGACCAAAGUGCAGAAAAACAAACCCAUGCUGGUCGAGGUGGACCUCAGCCUGUCGGCCCAUGCCAAUGCAAAGAAAUACUAUGACCACAAGCGGAGCGCGGCGAAGAAGGAGCAGAAAACAGUGGAGGCCGCACAGAAGGCUUUUAAGUCUGCAGAGAAGAAGACCAAGCAAACGCUAAAAGAGGUUCAAACUGUGACAACCAUUCAGAAGGCCAGGAAAGUCUACUGGUUUGAGAAGUUUCUGUGGUUCAUCAGUUCUGAGAAUUACCUCAUCAUCGCAGGGCGGGACCAGCAGCAGAACGAGAUGAUCGUCAAACGAUACUUGAAGACAGGUGACAUCUACGUCCACGCCGACCUCCAUGGCGCCACCAGCUGCGUCAUCAAGAACCCGACAGGUCAGCCCAUUCCUCCGCGCACGCUGACGGAGGCGGGCACCAUGGCAGUGUGCUACAGUGCAGCCUGGGAUGCCAAGGUCAUCACCAGUGCCUGGUGGGUGCACCAUCACCAGGUGUCGAAGACAGCCCCCACUGGAGAGUACCUGACCACUGGUAGCUUCAUGAUCAGAGGGAAGAAGAACUUUCUGCCCCCCUCCUAUCUCAUGAUGGGAUUCGGCUUCCUCUUUAAGGUGGAUGAGCAGAGCCUGUGGAGACACCGAGACGAGAGGAAGGUGAAGACUGUGGAGGAGGACAUGGAGUCGGUGACCAGCAGCACUGCAGACCUGCUUAUCGAUGGCGAGGAGCUCAUCGGUGAUGACAGUAGCAACGAGGGAGAAGGUGACACUGAAGAGCAGGGAGAAGAAGACAAUGGGGUGAAGGAAGGAGAAGGGGUAGGAGAAGAACCCAUUACAGAAGAGUUGGAAGAGGAAGGGAAUGGGCAGGAUUCCAAUGAGCCGGAGAGUCUGCUGAAGGAAUCCAAGGAAGCAGAAGAUUCAGAGGGAGAGUCUGACCACCAGGAGGCGUCAGAGGGGGAGGAAGAGGAUGGAGAGGAGGAGGGGAACAAUGCAGAAGUGAAGGCUGAGGAGGAUGGGGAGGAGAUAAGUUUUCCUGACACCACCAUCUCCCUGUCCCACCUGCAAUCAUCCAGGGGCCUCCAGAGUGUAUCUUCUGGCUUCAAACAGCAGUCAUCCAAUCAGUCUGACGUGGAUUUGCAGGGGAGAAAACACCUGACGGCUAAGCAGCGAAGAGAUAUGAAAAAAAAGAAGAAACCGCAGGAUGGCAGUGACGACCAGGAACACACAGAGACCAAAGGCGAGGAGUCAGCUGCAGCCAAUCAGGACAAAAAGAAUGCUGCCAAAGGCGGAGACUCCCAGCAGCCUUUGAAGAGAGGCCAAAAGAACAAGAUGAAGAAAAUCAAGGACAAGUAUAAGGACCAGGAUGAAGAGGACAGGGAGUUGCGCAUGAAACUGCUGGGGUCUGCAGGAUCCAAUAAGGAAGAGAAGGUGAAAAAGGGCAAGAAGGGGAAGGUGAAAGGGGAACCAGUGGUCCGGAAAGUUCCCCAGAAACCAGCACACAAUCCCCGGCCACAGGGAGGUGCUGUGAAAAGACCAGAACCCCAGGCUGGAGAGGAGGAGAGUCCAGCAGCUGGGGAACAGGAACAAGACGAGAAGGAGGCUGAUGACCCGGAACAGGACAACCCUGGAGCAGAGGAGGGAGAGAGUUUGCUGGUCUCUCUAACAGGCCAGCCUCACUCGGAAGACGUUCUGCUCUUUGCUGUGCCUGUUUGCGGCCCUUACACUGCCCUCACCAACUACAAGCACAAAGUAAAGUUGACUCCAGGUACACAGAAGAAGGGAAAAGCGGCCCGAACGGCAGUGUUUAGCUUCAUGAAAUCCAAGGAGUCCACGGCCAGAGAGAAAGACCUUUUCCGCAGCGUUAAGGACACAGAUUUAUCGAGGAACAUCCCUGGCAAAGUAAAGGUAUCAGCACCCAAUCUGCUGGCGGCGAAGAAGAAAUGAGCGGCAAACCUGCCCCACAGACUUCUAAAUGUUAGAAAGCGGGAAAGGACAAAACACCACAAAACAAAUCCUUGGAUUUCUACCAAUUGCCAAUUUUGAAAAGAAAUCCCAAUUCACAGGAAAGACCAAGGUUGUAGUGACAUGAUGGGAGCUAAACUGUGCUCAAUUGAUCCAAAUGCCUUUAAUGUCCAAUAUGAGAUUGUACCUUGAAAUUGCUUCAUAGCAGACUAUUUAAACCUGAAGAUUACAAGAUGCUCCCCUCAUCAACUGGUUCUUUUUCCAGUUGAGCCUUCUCCACAAUUUCCCACUUAAGCAAAAUCUAAACUUAUUUUUACACUUGCAUCUUUUUGUAUAUAAUGAAUACACCCUAACCCCUUUUAAAAUCUUGUACAUUUUAUGUUCAAGAUUUUAAAAAUGGCAGGAGGAAAAGUACACCAAAUAGGACAAAGUUUGAAUAUCUGGAUGAAAAAUAAAAUGUACAACUGAA
Anguilla anguilla (European eel) is the source of this 3877-nucleotide messenger RNA. RefSeq names its product nuclear export mediator factor NEMF-like. Gene Ontology annotation, biological process: ribosome-associated ubiquitin-dependent protein catabolic process; rescue of stalled cytosolic ribosome. Gene Ontology annotation, cellular component: RQC complex. NCBI's taxonomy places the organism in Eukaryota, Metazoa, Chordata, Actinopteri, Anguilliformes, Anguillidae. Bases 85 to 3390 code for a protein of 1101 amino acids. The transcript is spliced from 32 exons. Gene Ontology annotation, molecular function: ribosomal large subunit binding; tRNA binding. The record is from RefSeq and is a predicted model, not a curated record.